CUGAAAAAUUCACUAUAAAUAUAAAAGCUUCACCACUGGCCAGAGAAGCGGACAUAAUCUCUCGAAGCUCAGCGUCUCAGGUAGAUUUUAGCUUCAGGAUGAUAUUCGAAAACACAGGCUACACUGUGGUAGGCUGCCUGCUUGCCAUUCUCGUGUACAUUGUCGUCAGAUUCACUCAGAAAGUAGACGAAGCUAAGCGUAUAUAUGGCAACGAUUCCGAGCUUUGCAAGGCUGGAGACUACAUGUGGAAGCUUGACGGGGAGUACAACUACACCAUCAUCAACGGUGUGAUCUUUGCGGAGGAGGCGACGUUGGAGGAUGUGCAGGAGAUGUUUCUCAAAGCCGUCAAUGCAGAGCACUACCGCAAGUUUAAGCAGCGGCUGAUUAUGUUUCAGCGCAUACCCAUGUGGAUUACGGACGAGGACUUUGACCAUAAAUGGCACAUCAGCAAAGAGACACAUGCCGUUCCUACUAACGAUGACGAGUUGGAUUUAUGGCUGGCAAGGCAGGCUGUAGAAGCCCUUCCCAUCGACAGACCUAUGUGGCAGGUGAAGAUUGUGGAGAACUACAAGACUAACGCCGACGGCAAGGGUGAGACAGUGGUCCUAUUCCGCUGCCACCACGUCAUAGCCGACGGCAUCGCCCUGGGCACCAUGCUGUUCAAUCUGCUCAACAACGAGAAGGAGGCCAAGAAGCUGCUGGGAGGGGCGUCUCUGACCUCGGAGAUGAAGCUGAAGGCGGAUGAGAGUUCGUCCAAGGUCAACAAGCAGAAGGUGGCCAAUCCCUGGCUGGUGAAUGCGUACGGCCUGCUCAUGCUUCUGCCCAUAAUGGGUGGGCUGCUGUUACAACGGACUGACACCAAUAUGUUCCACGUUAAGCCCAAUCGCGGCGUGGAGGGCAAGCGCACGGUGGGUCGUAGCGGUAGUUAUCCGCUGGAGAAGGUCAAGCUCAUCAAGACCAAGCUGAAGAUGACCGUCAAUGAUGUGCUCAUGGGUGUACUGGGUGCUGCGAUCAAUCGAACCACGACGCGCUUAAAUAAAGGUCCGUGUCCCACGGAAGUUAAGGUGGUCAUGCCGGUUAACAUGCGCACAGGCACAGGCGUUCCUAAGAUGGAAAACGAUCUGACCAUGCCCGUUAUUCCCAUCCCCACACGAUCUGCUGACCCGGUGGCGACCUGCAAAGAGAUGAAAGUCAUUCUGGAUGGUAUUAAGAAGUCCGUCACGCCUUUGGUGAUGUAUCAUGCUCAAACAACCAUGGCGGCUAUCCUCCCCAGUUUUUUGACAUCUUUUAUCCUUGACUUCGUAGCCAACAAGCACACUGCGGUGGUCAGUAAUGGGCCAGGUAGCCAGAUGUAUAUUGGCACGAAGAAGGUCAGCAACAUGGUGUUUUGGGUCCCCCAGAGAGCAAAUAUGGCCAUGGGGUUCUCCAUCAUGACCAUGGGAGGCAAACUGACACUUGGUUGCAUAUUGGACACCUCACUUGGCCCACAUGCUGAUGUAUUGUGCGAAGAGUAUAUGAAGACGCUUAAGGAUCUAGAAUCGUCUGUUCUUAAUUAG
Molecule: messenger RNA, 1556 nt
Organism: Sphaeroforma arctica JP610
Lineage: Eukaryota; Ichthyosporea; Ichthyophonida
Exons: 13
Coding region: 99-1556 (485 amino acids)
Biological process (GO): triglyceride biosynthetic process
Cellular component (GO): plasma membrane
Molecular function (GO): diacylglycerol O-acyltransferase activity; long-chain-alcohol O-fatty-acyltransferase activity
Source: RefSeq, a predicted model, not a curated record